Phytophthora nicotianae INRA-310 is the source of this 1113-nucleotide messenger RNA. RefSeq lists its product as hypothetical. The coding region runs from base 1 to 1113 and encodes 370 amino acids. The record is from RefSeq and is a predicted model, not a curated record. The transcript has 2 exons. Lineage: Eukaryota; Oomycota; Peronosporomycetes; Peronosporales; Peronosporaceae.
AUGAAUGUGUACUGCACCAACCGCCUUAUCGUGGCCAGCCUUGGCAUACUUGAUCAAAGUUAUUCUACGGGCUCUAUUAGCCAAGGAAAGGAUAACGACCAUAACUUGGUAAAGGACUUGCGCCUAGACCCGAAAGUCAGUGAACUGCUAAAGAAAAACACACCUGCGGAGAAAGCCUUUCUGGCUUUUGAAGUGAACAAGGCGACGGGUAACCUGUUGGAGAGUCCGCAAUGGAAGAACUGGGCCGCAUUUGUCGUCAAACGCAAUAAUAAUAAUAAUCCGGAAGGGUCACUAGCUUCAGCAAUGAUGAUUCAAUUUGGCGUCGACAAAGCGUUUGAGAUUCUAGCUGCCGCGGCGAAGAUCCCAAAGACAAAGGAAGUCGCUACGAAGCUGAAGGAGGCGAAAAUCAACGGCUGGCUCAGUCAUGGGUCCAGGCCGGAUGCAAUUUUCGAGGCGAUGAAGCUGAAUCAGAAAAUUGACAAUUUUUUUGACAGUCCUCAAUUCACUACUUGGGCCGCCUUCUUAAAGGCUGUCAACGAGAAGAAUAAGAACAAGAAAAGCAUCUCUGAACUGGAUGUUUUCAAGAAGUUUUAUGAAGAGGAUGACUUACUCAAGCUUCUGAGUUCAGCAGAUAAUAUUGACAACCCCAGGACUCAGAAAUAUCUGGACGAACUAGCGACCGGGUGGCUGGAUCAACCUAUGCAUCCGCAAAACGUCUUCAACAAGUUGAAGCUUGACGAGGCUGUGGACGAUUUACUCACCAAACCAUGGUUAAGCAACUGGGUGGAGUACAUGAAGAAGUUUAACGAGCAAUACCCGUUCGCUCAGACAAGCAUGAUCAAGUCUUUCACCAAGAGCUACGGCGACGAGAAGCUGGCUGUGAUGCUGCAAGCGGCGACAAAGGGGUCAGAUGCACACACAGCCAGGAUCGCGAAGAACUUGCAACAGGCUCAGUUCAAACAGUGGAUGAUUGGCAAACUGAAUCCAGACGACGUAUAUAAGACCGUUUUGAAGCUCGACUCGACAAGCAGCCCAAAGGCUGAAAUUUGGCGCGCAUUCUACAAUGCAUACGACACCGCGUUUCCAGGCCAGUUGUUUUCGUUUAAGCCAUAG